Molecule: messenger RNA, 3148 nt
Organism: Urocitellus parryii (Arctic ground squirrel)
Lineage: Eukaryota; Metazoa; Chordata; Mammalia; Rodentia; Sciuridae
Gene: Chfr
Product: checkpoint with forkhead and ring finger domains
Biological process (GO): protein ubiquitination; mitotic cell cycle checkpoint signaling; ubiquitin-dependent protein catabolic process
Cellular component (GO): nucleus
Molecular function (GO): ubiquitin-protein transferase activity; protein binding
Source: RefSeq, a predicted model, not a curated record
GGCCCGGGGGCGGCGGGCGGCGUCGGGGGCGCCGAGUCUCGCGCGCCCGCGGGCCGGCGGGGCCUCCUUCAGAAGGCGUUUCCGGGUCUCAGUAGGCGUGAGUCCGAUGGAGCCGCCCGGGGGAGGCGAGCAGCCGCCGCAGCAGCCCUGGGGGAGGCUCCUCCGCCUGGGCGCAGAGGAGAGCGAGCCGCACGUCCUGCUGUGGAAACGCGAGUGGACCAUCGGGCGGAGGCGAGGUUGUGACCUCUCGUUCCCUAGCAAUAAACUGGUCUCUGGAGAUCACUGUAAAAUACUWGUGGAUGAGAAGUCUGGCCAGGCAACACUGGAAGAUACCAGUACCAAUGGAACUGUGAUCAACAAGCUGAAGGUGGUUAAGAAGCAGACUUGUCCUCUGCAGACGGGGGAUGUCAUCUACUUGGUGUACAGGAAAAAUGAGCCCGAACACAAUGUGGCAUACCUCUAUGAAUCUCUACGUGAAAAGCAAGGCAUGACACGAGAAUCCUUCGAAGCCAAUAAAGAAAAUGUGUUCCAUGUGACCAAAGAGUCCUCAGAUCCAGGACGGGGUGACGACCCCCAGGUCCCACCUUCGUUGUCUCCCGCCACUCAGGCAUGCUUGGAGGAACCACAGCCAUCAACAUCGACAUCAGACAUCUUCCCCAGGGCCUCCACCUCUUCCACAGAGCCAACUGCCACAGGGCGAGAGCAUUCCUUCAGCUCUGGACCCGGGGGUACAGGCUUCUCCCUAAAAGGAUGUGGUCCAUCUGUGGGAAGUGGUGAACUCUCCAGCCUUACGUCAGCUCUCCCAGACAGAGAGGGAGCACAGUUUUCUUUGCUGGAACCCCAGAACCAGGAGAAUCUGGAGCCCAUGAAAAAGAAAAUGAAAGCAGGUGAGGCACUUGACCCGAACCUGCAGCAGUUGGUUGCAUACCAGGGUAGAAAUACCCAACCUCCCCGUGAGGACGUCAGAGCUACUGCCAUGAAGCCAGACAAGAUGGAGGAGACGCUCACAUGCAUUAUCUGCCAGGACCUGCUGCAUGACUGCGUGAGCUUGCAGCCCUGCAUGCACACGUUCUGUGCAGCUUGCUACUCUGGCUGGAUGGAGCGCUCCUCCCUGUGCCCCACCUGCCGCUGUCCAGUGGAGCGGAUCUGUAAGAACCACAUCCUCAACAACCUUGUGGAAGCAUACCUCAUCCAGCACCCAGACAAGAGUCGCAGUGAAGAAGAUAUGAGAAGUAUGGAUGCCAGGAAUAGAAUCACCCAAGACAUGCUGCAGCCCAAAGUCAAGAGGUCUUUUUCUGAUGAAGAGGGGAGUUCAGAGGACCUGCUGGAGCUGUCAGAUGUUGACAGCGAGUCCUCAGACAUCAGUCAGCCAUACAUCGUGUGCAGACAGUGCCCCGAGUACAGAAGGCAAGCGGUACAGCCCCUUCCCUGCCCAGCACCCGACAGUGAGCCCGGGGCCCAGCAGGCCCUUGGUGGGGAUGCGCCAUCAGCGUCUGCCAGCUUCACAGCAGCAGCCCAGGAUUAUGUGUGCCCUCUACAAGGAAGCCACGCCAUCUGUACCUGCUGCUUCCAGCCCAUGCCUGAUCGGAGAGCRGAGCGGGAGCAGGACCCACGUGUGGCCCCUCAGCAAUGUUCAGUCUGCCUACAGCCCUUCUGUCACCUGUACUGGGGCUGUACCCGCACUGGUUGCUUUGGCUGCCUUGCCCCUUUCUGUGAGCUCAACCUGGGGGACAAGUGUCUGGAUGGAGUGCUGAACAGCAAUAACUACGAGUCAGACAUCCUGAAGAAUUACCUGGCAACCAGGGGUCUGACGUGGAAAAACAUGUUGACAGAGAGUCUUGUGGCUCUUCAGCGGGGAGUGUUUUUACUGUCUGAUUACAGAAUCACUGGGAACACUGUACUGUGUUACUGCUGUGGCCUGCGUAGCUUCCGGGAGCUGACCUAUCAGUAUCGGCAGAACAUUCCUGCUUCUGAGUUACCAGUGGCUGUGGCAUCCCGUCCUGAUUGCUACUGGGGCCGUAACUGCCGCACUCAGGUGAAAGCCCACCACGCCAUGAAAUUCAAUCACAUCUGUGAACAAACCAGGUUCAAGAACUGAACAUCAAGGGGACAUACAGGCAGAUUGGAGCACUGGAGGCAGGGACGCUGCAGUUAAGAAUUCUGAACACCAACACAUUAAGGGCAUUUUUACAGUCCCCCUAAGCAAUGCUGAGUCUCUGGUCAGUUCUGUUGUGUGACUUUUCCUUUUGUGGAGUUUAUUCCCAGGCAGCCUCUGGCCACAGCCAUCCUCCUGGUGAGUGGUAGGAGCAGCUGGCUGAGGCCUCCUGCCAGGUGCACAGCUGCCCCUCCCAUGGAGGUGGGGUAGUGCAGGUUUGCUCUUUUUGUACCUUUUCCAUAACUGCAGUUAAAAUGGAAAUCUCUUUUCAGGAAAAAUUUCACGAGAGAAAGAGGAAGUUUAGUCAGAAGCAUUCUGCUUAAGGAAAGGGAGAGUAAGUUUACAGCCUACAGGAUGUACAGAAUACAACGCUGUUGAGGAAACCAUACCUUUUAUAUAUUUUUAAUGGGUUUGGUGCUUAUCUGAUAAGAUUUAAAUAUUACAAACUGUAGCACAAAUAAUAUAAUUUGCAAAUUUACUAAAAUCGGGGAUAGUAUGAUAUUUGAAAGAAUGAGCAUAUGUUUCUAUUUGUUAAAACAAUCAUCAAAUGUCCACAACAGCUAACCCUGGACGUGACUUUCAGGUUAGCAGCUCCUUUCUAAAGUGUGUGAGUUGCGUCGGCUGUCCUCAAUGCAGGGCUGGCAGGUCCUUUUGUGGAGGGAGGAUGAGGUUGCCAGCCCUGCGAGAUCCCCCUGCAGCUGGGUGGGUCUGGGGCCACUGCUUCCUGAUCCCUUUCCUCCUCUGUUAGGUUUGCCAUGUCAUCUGGAAUAAUACUUGAAAUUUUGUUUUUUGUUAAAAAAAAAAAAAAAAGAAAAAGAAAAGAAAAAGUUUUUUUAUCUUUUGUCGAAAUCACCUGUUAAGUUUGUUUGCAAACUGGUAACUUUUUUGCUUCUUCUCAGGAAUACAAUUUUCAACUGUUGUCUUGCUCUUGAUACAGACUGAGAGGCAGCAUUCUGUAUUUGUGGGAGAAAGUUCUCUUUUUUGAUUCUAAUA